Molecule: messenger RNA, 7032 nt
Organism: Onychostoma macrolepis
Lineage: Eukaryota; Metazoa; Chordata; Actinopteri; Cypriniformes; Cyprinidae
Gene: nr4a3
Product: nuclear receptor subfamily 4, group A, member 3
Exons: 8
Coding region: 3542-5461 (639 amino acids)
Biological process (GO): cellular response to corticotropin-releasing hormone stimulus; regulation of transcription by RNA polymerase II
Cellular component (GO): nucleus; transcription regulator complex
Molecular function (GO): zinc ion binding; nuclear glucocorticoid receptor binding; RNA polymerase II cis-regulatory region sequence-specific DNA binding
Source: RefSeq, a predicted model, not a curated record
UGUGUAUACUGUACCAGCGAGGCCGGGGAGCUACAGUGCUCGACGUCACCUCUCCCAUGGCGUCACAUUGACGUCACGCAUUCCAGGCUUGCUAUGUAGAAAGCAGGGGCAGAUAAAUGUGCUAUUAGACUUUCUCUCGCUCAGCGCGCCACAUAAACAAAGGCACAUUGCAACUUACGCUCAGCGCAUCCUCUCCGUUACUAACGCCGACACUCUUAUAGUGGAGCUGACAGAACCACGGAGUACUUUUUUCUUCUUAGCUAAGAGGAAAAUAAGUCAAAUAAUAUUUUUUAUGAAAAACCAUCAACUUUUGCGACUUUGAAACCAACUUUCAUUCAACCACUUUUUUUCAGUUUUUACAAAUUUCUGUUGGAUAUGCACACGGAAUUAUUAGGGCUUUACAAACAUAUGUAAAGACGGAACAUCAACAGAAAUCAAACACCGGUUCGGAAGAGCGCCUGCAGCCCAGGUCUGAGUCCCGGCUACCGGAUACCUCACCCGCCGCGUGUGCUGAAGCAGCCCCGAACCCCAGACGCGUGCAGCCUCCACGCGAGAAACCGACCACGAUUCAGCGAGCAAAAGGCCAAUCAGGUACCACAAGUCUCUGUAAAAAUCUCUCUUGACUCUCAAGAGCUUUUAGACACGUACUUUUUGUGUAUGAUUGCAUAUUUAAAUAUUUUAUAUUAAGCUACAAUAAUUUUGUAUUUUUAAGAACACCUCAUUUAGCCUAGGCUAAACGCAAACCAACUGGUAGUAAGAUAAUGCAUGUUUGUUGCUUUUUUGAUUACCCUAUGCCGGUGAACUUUUGCGGUUAUAUCAUUUUGGUUUGUCUAACUUUGGAAACUUGGAAAUUUCAGGAAAUCUCAUUGACAUGUUGUAAAUUUUGUACCUGUUAAAAUGAUAAUAAAACACAAUUUUUGGUUUGUAUAAUUAAAGCAACUAGCCUAUUUCCUCAUAUGGAUAUAAUUUUUUUGAUAGGUGUAGUUUAAAGUGUAGUUUAAACUAAAAUAUUUAUUUUCUUCCUGAGAGUUUUGUUUGUGUUUGUAAUUGUCCCGGAAAUAAGUGCAAAUAACCGGAAUAAUAGGCUAAUUGAUUUUUACAGACAUUGUCGUUUCUCUGUACAACACUCCUCAGCAAAUUGCAUUUAAUUCUGUUUAAAACAUGAGUCUCGCAGAUGGUGGUUUGACAUUUAUAUGACAGAAGAAGCAUGCAUUUGUGUUCCAGUUGGAACGAGCGCAAUCUGUAUUAGGCUAUAGCUCAUUCAUUUUAUAUUUGCAUCCUACCAAUAGUAUCAUAACAUACUUUCUUCUUGGUCAGAGCAAACUCGUGUGCUUCUGUUAGAAUACAUUGUCUGUGUUGUCUUAUUAGUGUUUGGAGAGUGAAAGUUUGCGCAAAUGUAUUUGUGCCGCCUGUUUUCCACUGAUGCUUGUUAGUUUCAAGAGCAAAUUCAUACUAGUUAGCUUGUCAUGUGCAUCUAUUUUUUAUUUUUUUAUUUAUGUCGUUGAUUUUUUUUGUUUGUUAGAUCUAUGGCACUCUGACAAUGAACAAGCGAUCACAGUUAUUGGAACAGCUGCAUUUUGUCCAUCUAAAAUGCACACCUCGAGGUUAGCAACUGUUUCAUCCCUCUAAAGCGCUUUCUAUAAGCCUGAGUGUGUAUUUGUGUGAGGCUCUCUCUGUCUGGUGCACGCACGCACGCACGCACGCACACACACACACAUACACACACACACUAGAGCUGUAAAGCAUCGUUUCAGUAUGACUUUAUGUGGUCUAGACCUUUUUAAUAAUUCGACUUUUUACGUUAGGUCGGCUGCGUUUUCAUUUUUAUUAUCCGUGUCAUGGUGAAAUGUGGAGCUGAGGUAGAAAAGCGACGUGCACUGCUUUGCACGUGCACAAACAAACCAUAAACGGAUACACACGAGAGAUACGGAGUCAGACAGAAAGUCAAGUCCUGCUUUUUUCUUUAAGGAUUUAGUCUUACAUAAUUUGAGCUGGCCUUAAGUGUGUAAAAAAGACACCCAAACUUUGAUUUGAUAAGUGCCAUAUUUUUGUCUUCAAAUUCCAAAACUACAAAAACAAAAAAGCAAGCACAAAAAAAAAGCACAAAAGCAAGUUUAUCAGCAUAUCUGUGCCUAUAUCGCGUGGUUUUUGUAAAAAAAAAAAAAAAAAAAAAAAGUUUUAAAAAUCGUUAAAAUAUAUAGCAAGUUUAAAAUUAGAAUGAGAUAGCCUAGUUUAUAAACCAAAAAAACAAAAAGCAAAAAAAAAUAACAAAAAAAAGAAAAAAGAAAAAAGAAAGAAAGAAAAAAACGUGUAUAUCUCAAGUGCACGUUAGGGAGAUAUGUGUUUGUGUGGUGACAGUGGUGUAAAAUGUCAGUAAACUCACUUUUGCUCCAUCCUGCACGGGACAGAUUGACCUAAAAUCAUUCAUUCCUUCGUCAAAAUCCAUGACGAUGAAGGGUUCGCACCCCACCCACUCACUUUGACGUAAAAGUCUCCUUCGUCAAAGUGCGAAUUAUAGGAAUAUUAGGCCUAUUAAUUAUCCAAAAUAAACUUACCUCCCAAGUAAAGUUAACGUUACAACUAGCCUAAAGGUUGUUUUCUUUUUAUAGAAGGUUGUUACUUUUUAUAUAGGCUUCACUAAAUAGGCUUUCAAACAGUAUCUUGCCUACAAGUUAGUUUAUUAGAUUACAAAUUAAUCGGAGUGCAGCGAAUGUAUACGCUUGUGCUUGAGGAGGUAACCAUAGCAACAGCUGCUCGAUUACAGUCUGUAGCGAACGGUAACGUUACAUCGACAAAACAUAAGUAGGCUAACCACUGGAAAUAUUUAUCAUGUUUAUUUUAGAUUUAUAGAUUUACACAUUUAAAAUAUGUCAUAAAAAUCAUACUUGUUUAAAACGUCUGUAAUAUAGUUAAUGGCUAGCUAUAUGCGCUAGGGGCGCUAAAACACUAAUUGGGUCGCUCGAGAACAGCCCAGCUGAAAUGUGACAGAAAUUCAUUUUACUUUUACACCCCUGAAAAUCGUUUAAAAUUUGUACACUGUAAUAUGUACAAUAUAGAACUUAUUUCAUUUUUAUUUUUUUAAUUGUAAAAGAUUAGCCUACUUUCUCUUGACGCCCAGUUUGGUUUACAGGUUCAUACAAAUUUAAAAUCAGGCUGCAUGGAGAAAAUAUAGCAACAUGAACUUUUAUUACUAGAGUUAAUAAAGUAAGCUGGACAACAAGGAAGUUUACUGUUAAUUUAGUUUAAAUAUAAGUAACCAAAACUUCAAUCAAUUCUGAAAGGAAAGUUUGGGGUGGACAAAGGUUUACUUAAGGUAAGCCCCCCAUCUUCUCAUGUGCAUUAUCCUAUAAAUCCACUGUUGUGACUGAAAUGUCUAAUGACAUUAAACUCACUGUUAUCCGUGAUGCUGUAUGCCACAAUAUGCGUUUGUAUGCAUAGCCAGCGAUGUGCGUAGGAAACGGAACGCGCGCGCACUGGUCCGAGUCACCACAGGUAAAGAGGCGUUCAUAAUUGAUAAGCCUCUUGAUUUUACUAAACAUACAUGACGUGUUGGAGGCACAAGGAUUACGAAGUCACUACACGACAGCGUCAAUCCGACGUCGGGUCUGUGUACACUUCCCCACCUAGGGAAAAUAAGCAAACAAAGGACACGCACACACAUCUCCUCACGGACUCAGACAUGCCCUGCGUUCAGGCCCAGUACGGACCUGCACCUCAUGGGUCCAGCUACUCCGCCCAGUCCUUUGGUUACCAUGGUGACUACAGUGCUGACCUCAUGGCGACAGACUACUCGAAGUGUGAGCUCGGUGGGGGGGAGAUCUCGGCGGCGGCUGCCACCACUUCCCUACCCAGUUUUAAUGUGUUCGUGGAGGGCGGCUUUGAGCCGAAACCCUCCUGUCUGUAUCAACUCCCUCCUCAACGCCCUAUCAUCAAGAAGGAGGAGGAGUCUUACCCACCCAUGGCACCAUCCGACGAAGCAAUAGCUGGGAGCUCCAUGUACUUUAAGCAGUCGCCCCCUUCGACGCCCCCCACGCCGCUUCACUCCGGCCCACCCAGCAGCUCUUUCUUGUGGGAUGAACACAGUCUUCCCCCUGUGCCCCAGCCCUGCCUGAUUGAAGGCCCAUUGAAGAGCCCUCGCUUUCCUCAUUUCUACGAGCAGACAGCCCCACCCUCCACCAGCGGCUACGACACUGCCAUUGGCCUUCCGCUGCGCCCUGAACGCUCUCCUUCCUCAUCCUCUUCAUCUUCACAUGUGCCACCCAGCCUGGACACGCACACACACUCACAUGUGCACUCCCACACGCACUCACACAUGUACCCCCUGAACAUGGGUAAGCCGGGAGGCCUGGCAUUCCGCUCUCUGGGCAUGGGCCCGUGCCCGCCGCUUCUGGGAGAGAGUUUGCCAUCACCGCCCAGUCGCAUCAGCUCCGGAGAGGGUACCUGUGCUGUGUGUGGAGACAAUGCGGCCUGUCAGCACUACGGUGUGCGCACCUGUGAGGGCUGCAAGGGCUUCUUUAAGAGGACGGUGCAGAAGAAUGCGAAGUACGUGUGUUUGGCCAGUAAAAACUGCCCUGUGGACAAAAGGAGAAGAAAUCGCUGCCAGUACUGCCGCUUCCAGAAGUGUCUCAGUGUAGGCAUGGUGAAAGAAGUGGUGCGCACAGACAACCUGAAGGGGAGGAGAGGUCGCUUGCCAUCUAAACCAAAGAGUCCCCUGCAGCCAGAACCCUCACCCCCAUCACCUCCCCUCAGCCUGCUGAAUGCAGUAGUGCGGGCCUAUUCCCAGUCUACACCACGAGAACUAGACUACAGUCAGUUCAGUGCGGUGGAGCCAGUGGGUCUAUCUGAGUCUCAGCAGAUCCAGAUGUUCUACAGAGUGCUAACUGGCUCCAUGGAGGUGACACGCUGCUGGGCGGAACGGCUGCCUGGAUUCUCUGAGCUUCACCACGAUGACCAGAACCUGCUCAUUGACUCUGCCUUCCUUGAGCUUUUCGUGCUUCGCCUCGCCAACCGGUCUUUGCUGGCGGACGAGAAGUUCGUGUUUUGCACAGGCCUGGUCCUUCAUCGGCAGCAGUGCCUGCGUGGCUUCGGCGAGUGGCUGGACUCCAUCCGAGACUUCAGCACUCACCUGCAGAGUCUCAACCUUGACAUGCCUGCGUUCUCCUGUUUGUGCGCCCUAGUGCUGCUCACAGAACAAUGUCCCGGUCUGAAGGAGCCUAAAAAAGUGGAGGAACUGCAAUCCAAACUAAUCUGCUGCCUGCGAGAUCACCUGAGCUCGGUCAGCGCAGGAGGCGUGACUUCAACCGGCAAGGCCCCACCUCCAGUGGGAGCUGUGCUGGGCUUGAGGGCGGAGCUUCGAACGCAGCGUACGCAAGGCUUACAGAGGAUCUUCUACCUGAAGCUUGAGGACCUGGUCCCGCCCCCACCGCUCAUCGAUAGGUUUCUGGACACCUUGCCCUAUUGAUGACCACGCCCCAUUUUGUACACCACUGACACGCCCACAAGCUCACUCAGACACGCCCACAGCGGCUAUAAACUCACCCUGGGAGGGACAGAGCCAGUAGCUAACAGUGACACUGAACUCGAUUUCCCAUGAGUCCCCAAAUCCUCACAGGAAACAAACGUGUCUGAGGAGAAACCAAUCAUAUAAGCGCUUUUAAAUCUCUGCUCUGCGCCUGAUAGUGUAGAUAUGAGGCGGGGUUUGAGCGUAUCUGACGUACCGCGCCCUGGGAACGAGCGCCAUGCCUAUAGCUCAGUGCGUCACGUCAAGAGAAGUAUUACCGUGCGAGAAUGUGUGUAUGUGUGUGCGUGUGUGUGAGUACGCACACUUAACGGCUCCUUUGCAGGCGGUCCAAACGUUCCACCACAAUCCACCUCAAUGACAGCAGUUGUGUUCAUCACAAACAUACACUCACAAACACACAAGUGCACGCGAACUGUCCUUUCACACAUACGCACGGAUCCAAAACGCCAGCUUCAGACGCCAGAUUAUGACAUAUCAACUGUCGUUGGCAGAAACGAAGUGGAUGUGUGUGUGAAAACACGUAGGAGUGUCUCUGAGGGAGGCUUUCGCCACACAGACAGAACGACAGAGUGCAUUAAUGUCCAGAAUCACAGUUGAUCACACCCCAGAAACCUGCAAACAAGUGCAAUUUACUAAGUGCUAUUGUAAACGAAGAGAGAGAGGAGAGAACGAGAGUGUGUGUGUGUGUUUGUUCCAGUCCUAUUUCAAACUCUAAAUUAUUUUAAUACUAAGACUCGCCUUGUAAGGUAACGGUUUCAAUUGAGAUGAUUUAGCCCAGUCUGCGCACUAACUUUUAACGACGAAGUUCCACAGACUUGAAAUUACUGUAGUUUUUAUUAUUAUUAUUAUUAUGAAUAAAAACCAAGGGAUUUUAGCGGUAGGGUAACAGACUAAAAAGAGUAGAAUUGGGCUUUGAGCACUUAAAAAAACAGGAGGUUAAGAGAAGGCUGGUGAGACGCAGGUGCAGAGAGAGGAUGGAAGGAAUGAAACAUUCCGCGUUCAUGCUCAUUUUUGUAUGUUUAUACUGUCUACGCCAUUUAUUAAUAUGGAGGACAUUGUUGCAAAAAUGUCUUUUAUAUGUACAAAAAAGUAAAAACGGAUUAUAUGCAUGGUUUUCUCCUUCUCGCCUCUGCUUGUAUUUAUUUUGCAAAGACUGCCGGCUCCACAAGGGCUUGAACACACUUACUGACUGGGCGUUCUCGCUUACUUUAUCAUACGGCAGCAGUUUGAACAGAUGAGAAAGUACAAAUUAUAUAAAUAUAUAAAUAUAAAUAUAUAUAUAUAUAUAUAUAUACACACAAUACAAAACUAAUAUUUUGAAGUGUUUUUAUCUGAUAGCUUUUUCAAAUCUUGUGGUACAAGUUGUGCAUUGUUUUUUGGAGAAGAAACAUGAAAAAAGAAAAAAAAAAACAUGUUUUUCAAUGUCUCUUUUGGUUUUAGUUUUUUUUCUCUCUUUGGUUCACUGGAGGCUCUGUUCAGCACUUUGAAAUCAUAAAAAAAAAACCUUCUGA